AUGCCCGGUGACAAGAUGAAGGCGGUGCAUUACGAAGGACCAUUCAAGGUCUCAGUCAAGGAUGUCGAACUUCCCAAGAUCCAGCACCCCGACGAUGUGAUUGUAAAGGUCACGACAGCAGCGAUAUGCGGUUCAGACUUACACAUGUACCAAGGCCGCACGGCAGCGGAAGCCGGUCUUGUGUUCGGUCAUGAGAAUAUGGGUACUAUCAUUGAGGUCGGAUCGGGCGUGACGCUAUUGGAGAAGGGCGACAGAAUUGUGUUGCCAUUUAAUGUCGCCGAUGGUAGGUGUCGCAACUGCGAAGAAGGCAAGACAGCUUUCUGUACUGGAGUGAACCCGGGCUUCGCUGGCGGAGCCUACGGCUAUGUAGCUAUGGGGCCCUACCAAGGUGGUCAAGCACAGUACCUCCGGGUUCCGUUCGCCGACUUCAACGCGCUGAAAUUGCCCAAAGGUACCGAGCACGAAGCCGACUUCAUACUACUAGCAGACAUUUUCCCGACAGGAUGGCAUGGACUGGUGCUCGCCGGGUUCCAGUCUGGCGAAAGCGUCGCGGUGUUCGGCGCGGGUCCUGUCGGCUUGAUGGCAGCGUAUAGCGGGAUCCUUCGAGGCGCCAGCAAGGUCUUUGUGGUCGAUACAGUGCCUGAGCGGCUGCAAGCUGCGGAAAAGAUUGGCUGCAUACCCAUCGACUUCAGAAAGAGCGAUCCCGUUGAACUGAUCAUCAAGCUCAAUGGGGGUAUGGUAGAUCGCGCGGUCGACGCGGUCGGUUAUCAAGCCGUGGAUGCGUCAGGCAGCAAAGAGAAGCCGAAUGUUGUCCUAGACCAGUUGAUCAUGGUGACUCGGCCGACUGGAGGUUUGGGUAUUCCGGGAUUGUACGUGCCAGCCGACCCAGGAGCGCCAGAUGAGCAGAGCAAGAAGGGUCAGAUUCUGAUCUCAUUCGGCAAGCUAUUCGAAAAGGGGUUGCAUCUCGGCACGGGGCAGUGUAAUGUGAAGGCGUAUAAUAGGUAUCUGCGCGACAUGAUCGUAUCGGGCAAAGCCAAGCCGAGCUUUGUUGUGUCGCACGAAAUCAAUAUCGACGAUGCGCCGACGGCAUACGAGAAGUUUGAUAAGAGGAUCGAGGGGUAUACGAAGGUGCUGAUCCAUCCGAACGGAGCUCUGAACUAA
Alternaria atra is the source of this 1161-nucleotide messenger RNA. RefSeq lists its product as uncharacterized. Lineage: Eukaryota; Fungi; Ascomycota; Dothideomycetes; Pleosporales; Pleosporaceae. The transcript has 4 exons. The record is from RefSeq and is a predicted model, not a curated record. Gene Ontology annotation, molecular function: zinc ion binding; oxidoreductase activity. The coding region runs from base 1 to 1161 and encodes 386 amino acids.